Toxorhynchites rutilus septentrionalis is the source of this 2651-nucleotide messenger RNA. RefSeq names its product mitotic spindle assembly checkpoint protein MAD1 (gene Mad1). The coding region runs from base 260 to 2554 and encodes 764 amino acids. Lineage: Eukaryota; Metazoa; Arthropoda; Insecta; Diptera; Culicidae. Gene Ontology annotation, cellular component: nuclear envelope; mitotic spindle; kinetochore. The record is from RefSeq and is a predicted model, not a curated record. The transcript has 6 exons. Gene Ontology annotation, biological process: attachment of mitotic spindle microtubules to kinetochore; mitotic spindle assembly checkpoint signaling.
GACGGUAGAAAGUAAACGUCAAGCAAAAUUUACUACGCUUACAUUUUGUGAUGGUUGGCUUUUAAGAUUUUGCUUGAAGCCGGCAAGCACUUUAAUAUUAUACUAAACAUUCUUGCAAUUGUUAUUUCAUUGGCAAUCGGAAUCUAGCGAGUUAAACGUCGAAGAGUUGGAUAAUUUCUCAAUCAUUAGAGCUGCAGUGUCGCAUUUUUGUCUUUUAAAAACAACAUCGACGAAUAGAGAAGUAAUCGUCUAGUGGAUUAUGGAAAUCAGUCGGAAUGAGAGCGGCGGUCAAAUGGAUACAGUGGACGACAGUAUGACUUCAUCAAUUAUUUCGAAGCGCCUCAGUUUUGAUCUCCUGAAUGCUUCGUUUGAGCUGAAUCGGAAGAAGCGUAAGCUAUAUGAUGUGAACGAUAUCUCGCGGGAUGGAAACCGGGGUCCCAUAGAGGACGACAACAUAAGUCAUGAAUCGAUUAAUACAACUCAGGGUUCGAUUUUGACGCCCAUGAGUCCCUGGGAAUCACGAAGGAUGAAGGCGGACCUAAUCGAGGCUCGGUCUAGGAUUACCAUGCUUAAGAAAGAGAUCGAACAUCAGAACACGGAGAAGGCUACGCUGAAUCUUAAAAAUCAACAUAAAAUAUCUACCCUCGAAAAAGAAUUAAACCAUAAUGUGAAAAAAGUUACAGAUUUGGAGAAGCAUCUGUCGGUCGUACGUAAACGAGAACAAGCAGCAAAAGAAGAGUUGGUUAAAACCAGAAAUGAAUUGAACAUUUUAAAGCAGUCCUCGGAUGAUCAAACCUACGAAUUGAAACGUUCCCUCAAAGAAUUGGAGCAAAAGUAUAACUACGAAACCGGUCAACUUCAAUCGGAAGCGAGCGAUUUGAACAGUCAAAUAAUAGAAAUAGAAGAUCAGCUCUCAAUGGCUCAGGAAGAGCUGGAGAAUUACAAGGAACUGAAUGAGACCCUACAAGACAAGGCUAACUCAUACGAUGCCACUAAGAAAGAGUUGGAAGAAGUUAAGGAUAGACUUUCGGAGGCCGAAUCAAAAAUCAAGGCACUCGAAUACGAAAUUGGAAGCCAUGAGGAUUGGAAGAAUCUAUCCAAACUGUCCACAUCCCGGCUGGCAAAUUACGCAGAAUUAGAGAAAGAAACUUCUCGGCUGAAAGAAGAAUCAAAAAAUCUUCACUCGAUUAUUGGAAACAAAAUGCUUCUCGAGGAAGAGGUCGCUAGUUUAAAAACGCGUCUGGAAAAUUUCGAGAAGAAUGAAAUCGACGGAAUCGCUCUCAGUGUUCAAAUCAAAGAGUUGGAGAAGGAACUGGCCGAUUGGCGUAAGCUGGCUAUUGACUUUUGUCCUAAAAACUCCGUAUGCUCUCCCGUCGUCGUUCGUUCGCUCAUUUCACAGAUAUUGCAGAAAGAUCUGUUCCUGACCAGUGAGAAGUCGUCGGUGAAGAACGAAAAAGAUCAGAUUCAGUCCAUAAUCGAUGAAACCAAGGCUAUGAAUGAACAACUGCAGAAACAGCUCGAUGAUCAUAAGCGAUCGCUCAAACAUCAUCAGUCGAUACUGCAUCGAGUGCAGAAGAAGCUCAAUCUGGUGGUGGGGGAAAGGGACUGCUGGAAACAGUUACUGGACAGCUAUGAGAAGGAUUUGACGAUCAAUCAAUCUACCGGGAACAUGAACAACCAGGAGACGCAGAUGCGUAUGAGGAUGGAUAUGCUGGAAAAGCAGUUGAACGGAUAUCGCGAACUGAACACCAAAAUGGAAAGUGAGCUUCAGGCAGCGAAAGCGAUGCCCGAUAUAUGUAUGGACUCUGCCCUGACCAGUGAGCAGUACGAGAAACUACGUCGCGAAAUUGACUCGCUCCAGUUGGAGAAUGAGAAGCUCAAAAAGAGAAAGUACGACCUCGAGCUGGAGCUGGAGAACUAUACUUUGCGGGCAGUAAACAAUCGGGAUCGGGUUAAGGUUGUGCAACUCACUGACAGUCCCGCCAACGAGGCGUAUGAGGCGCACAAGAACGAAAUCGAGAAGCUGCAGGCGGAGAUUGAACGGCUAAGACUGCGUAACCGUAAGCUGGAAGAGGGCAACGAAGAGCUCACAAUGCGGCUGAACGAAAGCAAUAUGACGAUGAAUGUGAUGGAGGCGAACACACUGAAGGCACAAAUUCAAUCGUUGGAGGCGAAAAACCAGCACAUCAAGGAUGUCUACAAAUCGGCGAGCAAUGAGUUCCGGGAGGUAUGCUAUAUGCUGUUUGGUUACAGAGUGGAUAGAGUUGGAAACACGAACUAUCGGAUCUCCAGCAUGUAUGCUGAAAGCGAGGAGGAGUAUUUGAACUUCCGCCUAAAUGAGACCGGUUCGGUUUUGAAUAUGCUCGAGACAGAGUACAGUGCUUCGAUUUCCGAUAUGGUCACGCAACACUUGGGAACGCAUGGAUCUCUACCAGCGUUUCUCAGUAACCUGACGUUGGAUUUAUUCAAUCGAACAACAUUGAUGGUGCAGCAGUAUUCGGAUAGCGUAUAUCCACCAACUACGUUCGCAAGUGCAACCACAUAUCAUGGAUGAAUCAGCAGAGUGGUUUUUAAAACGUCAUUUGAAUUUGUGAUUCCGAGUGCCGGAAGUUAUUUUAGACAUGAAAAAAUGAGAAAAAUUACAAGCCUUU